AUGCACCGCCGCAGGGAAGUUUUGGUUGAACCUGAGCCAUCCACGGGUCCGGAGCCGUGGGUGCACCACGAGCCAUCCUACGUCCGGGCCGAGCAUUCCCGGCGCUCCGACACAUCGCAUGUGAACUCCGAGCCCUCGGUCCGGCCAGCGCGGUCCCGGGCGUCGAGUGCAGCGAGUGCCGAUGACCUGCUGGUGGAUUUGGAGCCGGAGCUUCUGAGAGGGGUGCCCCUGCAUUUCUGCUUCAGGCGUCUUGGAAGAGAAUGGAAGCAGGUGCUUGGGGCCGAAUCGUUAAAGUGGAGGCCGCACCUGACUCGACAGACCAGCAAGUUCAAGUAUUUCUUUAGCCAUGAUUGGGCAACAUCGCGAUGGUUGAAGUACUUGACUUUGUUGGUUUUCUUCAACUCCUGGCCUGCAGCAUUCAUUUCCCUGGCUCUGGGCCUUCUGAUUGGUCUUCUGAAAGUGGUGGGAAGGCUGAGUGACCCGCAGGGGUGGGAAAACUUGGAGUCAGGGUGGUGGGUUCUUCUCCAGCAUUUUGUGGCAAUGCUGGUUCUCGCCUUCUGGCAGCACCUGCGCAGCUUGAUCUGUGGGAGCCGACUUGCUUUCCUUGAUCGUCUAUGCAUACCCCAGCAUGAUGAGGAGAUCAAGAAUAGAUGCAUCUAUGGGCUGGCUUCGUUCCUGAAUCACUCCGAGAAUUUGGUAGUGCUGUGGUCCCCGAAGUACUGCAGUCGGCUGUGGUGCAUGUAUGAGAUGGCUGCAUUCCUGGUGAAAAAGAAGCAGUCGAACCGGAUACACUUCCUACCCGUGCAAAUGUCCGUCCUUUGGUUCCUUUGCUAUGUGAAUGUGGCCAGCUGUGUGCUCACGGCCAACGUGCUGCAGCGGUUGGGCCCAAAGGUUUUCGACUGGACACAGCCUGAAGGGCUGACGGGUAUCAUGCUGGUGGCAAUCUGUCAGAUCUGGCUCGUAUACCCCCUCCUCUUCUACCUGAUGACAGACAUGCUCCAUGACAUGGCCCAGUUGCCAAGGCAGCUACAAAACUUCGAGCUCGAGAAGGCCCAGUGCUUCUGCUGCACGAACAAUCAUAUCCAUCCAGUAACAGGAGAUCCACUAGCUUGCGACCGAGAACUCAUCUACAGUGUUUUGCAGCGGUGGUCAGGAAUGCGUAAUGCUGGGCUCCGGGAGUAUCAGGAUGAGGAAGACGUGGAGGAGCUUCAAGAGGUCUUCGGCUCCCACAUACAACAGCACCUCACGCCUGCUGUGGAGAAAACUUUCACCAGCAGUGCUUUCCUGAUGCGCCCCUUUGUGUCCGCCGCAAUUGCCGCUUUCUGUCCGUUCUUGUCCGACUUCAUCUCUCAUGAGUUCUUCAGGCUGUUCGAAACAUCCUUCAGAGGAACUGCUAUCCAGAAUGCAGGAUUCCCGGUGUACUUCUUUUUUGCGCCGCUAUGCUUGCAACGGAUCAUCUUGCUAGUGGGGCAAGUUGGUGCACGGCGUUGGCAGCCGUCACGAUGCAGUCGCGUUUGCGUAGUUGUAUGCCAAGUGUUGGUAUUUUCAUGUUUUGCUUUCGCUAUCGCAACAGGAUUUGCAGCAUUUGCUAGCGUGGGAGGCAAGAAGAUCUUGGCAUACAAAGGAAGGUCCAUGUUACCAUUCAUACCAACUGGCGUGUUGAUGAUCUGGGGCAUAUACUUGCUUCGACCUGGUCAGUGGCUCCGUGCUUCAGACCUAAUCGGUGGCAGCCCGAAGAGACCUCGCAAGCAGGCAGAAACCCGAAAGGAGAGGUCGGAUGGCGAGUUGGUGCCUUUUGGUGGGACCCAAUCUGAAGGCUCACACUUCUCAAUCUGA
This is a messenger RNA of Symbiodinium sp. CCMP2456, 1836 nucleotides long. The record is from the annotation of a GenBank genome assembly. NCBI's taxonomy places the organism in Eukaryota, Dinophyceae, Suessiales, Symbiodiniaceae.